UGCCCCCACGCUGCUCCCUCGGCUGGGAUCGCGGCGUCUCCCGCUCGCCGCACUGCUCCACGCCUGGCCCGUGGGUCCGGAGGCGGCAGUCGUGCCAGGUGGGCUCGGGUGGACGGGUGCGGCGGUCGAGGCGAGGCGGCGGCGCGGGUGGACAGCGCGGAACCCAGCAAGUUCCUCGCAGGCGAUGUCGCCGGGCGCGGGCCCCUGCGUACGCCGGGCGCCGUGACAGGCCGACCGGGGAGGUGCGGACGGGGGAGGCCGCGACGGAGCUCCCGGACUGGCCAUGGGCUGAGACGCAUCCUCGAGGAGCAGGUGCAGUGACCGGAGGUUCUGGGGAGGGAACGCGCGCCACAGACCCCGGGAACCUCCGGCCCUUCCCAGCCUGGUACCCUGUUGACCUUCCCUUGGUUCCUGGGGAAAGGCCCUGAUGACCCCGCCUCCAAAGCUCGAGCGUACAGUCCCUGUGACACUCCACCAGUACCACCACAGCCUGUAGUGAAAGUGACUUUUCCACCCGUCACCAGAACAUGCCGGGGUGACUCUGUCCCAGAUCUUCCUGUGGCCUUCCUUGCUCUCCCCGGUGACACUAUGCAACCCCAGCGUGACCUGCGAGGCCUCUGGCUCCUGCUUCUUUCCUUGUUCCUGCUCCUCUUGGAGGUAGCCAGGGCUGGCCGAGCUGUGGUUAGCUGUCCCGCCAGCUGCCUGUGCGCCAGCAACAUCCUCAGCUGCUCCAAGCAGCAGCUGCUCAAUGUGCCCCAAUCUUUGCCCAGCUACACAGCGCUACUGGACCUCAGCCACAACAAUUUGAGCCGGCUGCGGGCUGAGUGGACCCCCAGCCCUCUGAAAAGCCUGCACUCUCUGCUGCUGAGCCACAACCACCUGAACUUCAUCUCCUCCGAGGCCUUUGUCCCAGUACCCAACCUGCGGUACCUGGACCUCUCCUCCAACCAUCUUCACACCCUGGAUGAGUUCCUGUUCAGCAGCCUGCACACACUGGAAGUGCUGUUGCUCUACAAUAACCGCAUUGUGGUGGUGGACCGGUAUGCCUUCGAUGACAUGGCCCAGCUGCAGAAACUCUACCUGAGCCAGAAUCUCAUCUCUCGCUUCCCUCUGGAACUGCUCAAGGAUGGGAACAAAUUACCCAAACUGAUGCUCUUGGAUCUGUCCUCCAACAAGCUGAAGAAGUUGCCGCUGGAGGAACUGAAGAAAUUGCCGGCGUGGGUCAAGAAUGGGCUAUACCUGCAUAACAACCCUCUGGAGUGUGACUGCGAUCUCUACCACCUCUUCUCGCACUGGCAGUACCGGCAGCUGAGCUCCGUGAUGGACUUCCAGGAGGAUUUGUAUUGCAUGCAUUCCAAGAAGCUGCACAGUGUCUUCAGCCUAGAUUUCUUCAACUGCAGCGAGUACAAGGAAAGUGCCUUGGAGGCUCACCUGGGAGAGAAAUUCAACAUCAGCUGUGAUACCAAACAGCAAGGGAUGACCAAAGUGUGGGUGACACCAAGCAAUGAACAGGUGCUAAACCAGGGGGCCAAUGGCACAGUGACCAUGCUCAAGGAUGGCAGUCUCCAUUUUAAAAGCGUGCAGGUGGAGGAUGGGGGUGUGUAUACCUGCUAUGCCAUGGGGGAGACUUUCAACGAGACCCUCUCUGUGGAGUUGAAAGUGUACAACUUCACCUUGCACGGACACCAUGACACGCUCAACACAGCCUAUACCACCCUGGUGGGCUGUAUCCUCAGUGUGGUUCUGGUCCUUAUAUACUUGUACCUCACGCCUUGCCGCUGCUGGUGCCGGGGUGUAGAGAAGCCCUCCAGCCAUCAAGGAGAUAGCCUCAGCUCUUCUAUGCUUAGUACCACACCCAACCACGAUCCCAUGGCUGGCGGGGACAAAGAUGAUGGUUUUGACCGGCGGGUGGCUUUCCUGGAACCUGCUGGACCAGGGCAGGGUCAAAAUGGCAAACUCAAGCCAGGCAACACCCUGCCGGUACCCGAGGCAACAGGCAAGGGCCAACGGAGGAUGUCAGACCCAGAGUCGGUCAGCUCGGUCUUCUCGGAUACACCCAUUGUGGUGUGAGCAUAGGCUGGUGGGGAGGUUCUGCCCCAGGAGAGGAAGUAUACCCCUGAGGGAUAUGAGGGGGGAUGGAAGAGAGGGCUGGAUGCCCAAGGGAGUGGGUUUCUCCUGACCGCCAGGGAAAUUGGUCAUGGGCACAAGAGCAGGCAAGUCCCAGUGAGGGUGUGGAUGCUGCAAGUUUCACCUACAGAUAUAUUCACCCUCAAGCAGAUACCGCACCCCUGCCCAAAGCCUUGGCUAUUCUCUGUGGUAGAGGAA
Messenger RNA from Acomys russatus (golden spiny mouse), 2325 nucleotides. RefSeq names its product adhesion molecule with Ig like domain 1 (gene Amigo1). The transcript is spliced from 2 exons. The record is from RefSeq and is a predicted model, not a curated record. Gene Ontology annotation, biological process: brain development. Bases 589 to 2070 code for a protein of 493 amino acids. Gene Ontology annotation, molecular function: protein binding. NCBI's taxonomy places the organism in Eukaryota, Metazoa, Chordata, Mammalia, Rodentia, Muridae.